Molecule: messenger RNA, 1699 nt
Organism: Stereum hirsutum FP-91666 SS1
Lineage: Eukaryota; Fungi; Basidiomycota; Agaricomycetes; Russulales; Stereaceae
Product: WD40 repeat-like protein
Exons: 3
Coding region: 58-1572 (504 amino acids)
Biological process (GO): protein ubiquitination; mRNA splicing, via spliceosome; DNA repair
Cellular component (GO): Prp19 complex; cytoplasm; U2-type catalytic step 1 spliceosome
Molecular function (GO): ubiquitin protein ligase activity; protein binding
Source: RefSeq, a predicted model, not a curated record
CCCUCCCUCAUCAUUCCAGCUCGACGUCGACAAGCGCGUCGUUGACAUUCGCAUACAAUGUUCUUCUGUGCUAUCUCUGGAGAGCCCCCGCAGGACCCGGUCAUCUCCCAGAAGUCGGGUCAUGUAUACGAGAGACGGCUCAUUCAGAAGUACAUCACAGAGAAUGGCACGGACCCCAUCACGGGCGACAAACUGGACGAGAACGACCUGCUGUCGGUCAAAGCCAGCCCAAAUGCUGCUGCUCCACGCCCACCCGCGCACUCUUCCAUCCCGGCUCUUUUGGGCUCGCUCCAGACAGAGUGGGAUGCCCUCGUCCUCGAGACCUUCACGCUUAAGCAGCAGUACAACUCUGCCCGUCAGGAACUGAGCUACGCGCUUUACGCUCAGGAUGCCGCCAGUCGCGUCGUUGCACGUCUGACCAGGGAGCGUGACAUGGCCAGACAAGCGCUAGCCAGUGUUCAAGCUUCUAUGGGCGUUGCACCAUCAGCCUCUGAAGGAGAUGUGGAGAUGGCAGAAGAGGGUGCCUCGCAAGAGGGCAUCCUCCCUGCCUCCAUCGUUGCCCAAAUCGACGCUACACACACUGCCCUGACUUCCACCCGCAAAAAGCGCAAGAUGCCACCAGGCUUUGCUACCCCUGCCGACGUCAAAACUUACAAAUCGACGCACACCAUUCCCUCUCUCCAUUCCGCUUCUGCCGGCAUUACUUCCAUCGCUGUUUCUACUGCCAACCCUACCCAGUUCUUGACUGGUGGCAGUGACAACAUCGUUCAGCUCUACGACAGGAGCACCGACAAAGUCCUUGCCUCACUCAAGGGCCACACGAAGAAGGUCAACCGUGUCUGCAUUCGUGAAAGCGACGACCAACCUACCCUUCUGUUCUCUGCUGGCGCAGACAAAGUCGCGCGAGCAUGGUCCCACGACUCCGCUUCGGGCGAAUACAUCCCCAGAUCCACUAUCAAAACGCACAAGGGCGAGGUAACGGGUUUAGCGGUGCACCCUACGAAUACGCUCAUCGCGCUCGGUUCUUCCGAUAAGACGUACUCCCUUCACGACCUUUCCAAUUUCAGCCAGGUGUAUCACUCGCCUGUGCUCGACGAUCCCUUCUCCUCGCUGUCCAUACACCCGGACGGUGCGAUUAUGGGAUUGGGCACGCCCAAUUCGAGCAUCCACGUCUACGACAUUCGGUCUGGUGACAUCGCCGCGACGCUCACUCCCCCCGACGGUGCUCCCUUCGCCGUCAACACCCUCUGCUUCUCCGAGAACGGAUACCACCUCGCCGCGCCUACGUCCAGCUCCACCGUCGGUAUCUGGGAUCUCAGGAGACAGAAGAUCGGAUCCACCAUUAAUCUUGGGGAGGGCUUCAACAUCAACCAGGUCGUUUACGACUACAGCGCACAGAUUCUUGGUGUGGCGGGCAGCGAAGGUAUCAGGGUUUUCGCGCACAAGACGUGGGAGGAACUCGCCAGGUUUGAGGAGGGUGGGGAGGCGACGACGUUGGCGUUUGGAGCGGAGAGCAAGGAAAUUUGGGGAACUACUGGCAGGGAGGUCAGGAUUUGGGGGGCGCCGGCGUGAGAGGCUAGCCCAGUUAUGUUUCUUUCUCGACUCCCUGUAUGCUUGAACGAUGUCGUUCUUCCCUGCGUGCGGUACUGGACCAGAAAUUGUGGUCAUAUCGUAAAACAAGUUCGUGGCAUUGCCAGUC